Messenger RNA from Drosophila suzukii, 2091 nucleotides. The record is from RefSeq and is a predicted model, not a curated record. Lineage: Eukaryota; Metazoa; Arthropoda; Insecta; Diptera; Drosophilidae.
CUCGCCGUUGCCACCAGCCACCGACGGGAUGGGGGAGUGGCCCCUCCGCUUGCGGAGGAGGUCGCUUCCGCCGCCGCCGCUGCCCAGGAUCCGUUGCUCCCGGCGGAUCAGCAGCUGGCGGAUGCAGUGGUGCGCGGAAUGGGAUUGACUACGACGCGAUCUGCAGCCGCAACUGAGCACCAAACUGGACGUGGCACUGGCGCCAUUCGUCGCACACCCUCCACCUCCAGCGAGGAGGAUUUGGAGGACGAGGAGCUGGUGCCUCCGACCGACCUGACAACGGUGGAUGGAUCGGAGCGAUACUCCGACAUUAGGCAGCUGCUGGCCAGACAGCAGCCCUUGGCGGGAUCCCUGGAGGGGAUCUCGGGCGGACAAUGGAUCGUGGGCGAUGGCUACGAUCUGGAGGCCUUUAAUCAGAUAAACGGAGUGUGGCCCCUUGGCCAUCCGCUGCCGCUGCCCGAUUGGUCGAGCUCGGAGUCCGGAGGCAAGGGCACCCUGAUCUUCGACAAUGUGUGGCAGUAUGAGGAGCUGAACGGCAUCGUGGAGACCACGCUGCAGCGGAUGCUGGAGGAGACGCACUACAACACGGUCAACCUCUUCGUCGACUUCUAUCGCAGCUUCAAGCGCACCCGUCGCUCCGAUCUGCGCAGCUUCUUCCAGUUCUACGAUGUGCCCAUCAAUAGGCGUCACCACAUGUGCGUCUCCCUGGCCUUCGAGAUCAUGGCCAGAAUGGUGCAGCUGUUCCCGGUGCUGGCCAACUAUCUGUAUGUGGUGUCCUGUGAGGAGCAGGUGAUGGACUGCAACGACUAUGUCCAGCUGGACGAGGAAUGUGGCCUUAAUUCGGUGGAUGCGGGUGUGGAGAAGGAGCACGUGAUGGUGGCCAUGCGCAUUGCCAUCGGCGAGCGACGAGGUGUGAUGAUCCUGGAUCCAGGAUACCAUGUCAGCCGCGCAGUGACGGUUAUGCAGGAUCAGAGCUAUCCCCACACGGGCUGGUUCACCCAAUCCAAGGAGCCGCGUCUGCAGCGGGACUACUGCUAUGCGUACAGCCAGCAGAAUGGAAAGUUCGUGGAGUGGCAGGAGCGCGAGAUCCGUGGCGAGGAUACCAGCUACAAGACCUCGCUGAUCUACGUGGAGCAGGAGUACAUCACGGCCAUCGAUGUGACUGUGCGCCGUAAUCUGGUGUACAACUUCCGAUCCCUGCUCUCCCGAGAUGCCAAGGGUCAGGUCUAUGCGGGCAUCUACUUCCCGCUGGUGGCCAAUGGCCAGGAGGCCUAUCUGACCAUCUUCUACGAUGGACCCAAUGACCAGCGAGUGCGCACGAAGGUGAUGUUCAACGCCUUCAAGGUGGGAAAGGGAAAGCUGCCGGACUACGUGGCUCAGCAUCUCAGCAGGCUGGCUCCACAGUUGAAGAUGCCCCUUCAGGAACUGACCGAACUGUGCAAAUCCCUGGCCGAGGUGGUCACCGACCAGAACUUCGUCAGCCAGGUCCUGGCCAUAAACGACGACAUCGGCAACAUGUCCGUGUCCGUGGAGAAUUGACAGUUAAAGGAGCCUAAGGAUGUCGCUGCUACGGAAACGGAAACGAAGAUGGAGACCCAGGCGAUAAAAGACACUGACAACGCAGCUGCAACUUAGAGUUCCGAACCCUUAAAUUCCUAUUUGAAUACUUUUCCCCCUUCUUUUUGGUAGCACCUAGGCACCUCUUACACCAGCACACACACACACUCGAUUCAAGGAUAUAUUUCAAUUUAGUCUAGUAUAUAUUUCAAAAUAUUUAUUCACCUGUACACACGAGAACACACACACACACACUCUAUAUGGUAAUCCCAAUUGAAUGAUUUAACCGAAUGCGAAACGCAAUUUAAUCAAAACCAGAUAAGCCCAAGAGCGUAGAUUUCGAUUUUCGCUUAGCUUCUGUUUAUUUCGAACUAAGUAUACACGUAUGCGCAACUAUAUAAAGGCAAAAUUAGUUAAUAACUGGUAUCAAGGCAAAACAUAAAUUGUAAUUGUUGUACGAACAUAUUUCCGUUUUAACACUUAAAUGCACUGUACUAUUUCGGUUCAAUAAAUAAAUCAGCUAGCAAAAAUAAA